AUGGGUCGUCCUAAAGUAAGUGCGAAAGAAACCCCCGCGGAAGGAGUUCAGGAGAACACUACCAAAGCUCCAACCAAGAAAAGGGGACGACCCAAAAAAUCUGACGCAGAAACUCGACCGAAUGGGGUUGACUCAACAUCAAAACCGCGUUCGAACGCAGAUCAAGACUUGCCAAUAGAAGCCAACAUAGACCCUGUACUAUUUGAAGAAGUUCCACCCUCAAAACGCCAAAAACCAACUAUCGCGCCCACCAAGCCCGCCAAACCCGUCAAGUCGCCUAGGCCUUCUAAAGUUGUUAAACCAUCCAAAGCCGCUAAACCGACUAAAACCGAUAAAGCCAAACCUCAGCGGCCUGCCGCACCCAUCGCGGCCCCGAAGCCAUUGUUUACAACCAAAGCGCUUCGAUCAAAUUUUAACCCGUUACCCCAGGUCAAGAUAGAGUAUUCAUCAGAAGAACAAGUCAAGAUCAAUGUACGAUGUGGGAAUCCUUUAAAUUCGAUGAAGAUCGACAAGCAUGAAUGGCUGAAGCAAGCUCAACCUGAUUCGCACGUCGCCUUGAUCUUUGGAGCCGGGGAUAUGGGACAAAUGGGAAUGGGGGCCGAGAAGCUGGACGAUGUGAGGAAGCCGGCGGUACAUUCGACGAUCGAGGAGUUACGCAAGAAGAAGGAGUUCGCCGAGCCUAUACAUCUUGCGGCUGGAGGCAUGCACACCUUGGUGAUCGAUAGCGAAGGGAAGAUUUGGAGCUGGGGAAUUAACGACAAUGCCGCGCUGGGAAGAAAGACUGAGGGCAUUCUGGGCGUCGAGCAAGAAGAAUUGGAGACUCGACCCAUGUGCGUCGCGACUCUAUCGCCUCAACCCGAUCCCGAAUCCGGACGCACCCCUUUCAAGGCCGCGCGCGCCUGUGCUGGUGAUUCUGUUAGUGUCGCUGUCAGCGAGGAAGGAGAACUAGUGGCUUGGGGUAGUUUUCGCUCUAACGACGGUCUUCUUGGCUUUGACGGCAAGGUUGGCACCUCACCCAAGCAACUCGUCCCCACUCGCGUCUCGAAUUUGCGUGAAUACCCAGUGUCCCAGGUCGUAUGUGGAUACGACCACGUGCUUGCCCUGACGACCGAAGGACACGUGUACAGUUGGGGAAAUGGACAACAGCAGCAACUAGGGCGGAAAAUCAUCGAGCGACGCAAGAAGAACGGCCUGACCCCUGAGCGCCUGUCGUUGAAGAAGAUCGUCUUACUCGGCACGGGAGGCAGCCACUCAUUUGCGGUCCAUGAGAACGGCACGGUUUUCGGCUGGGGUCUCAACACGCGCGGCCAGCUUGGGAUCAGUAGUGAGGAGGCGGGCUGGGAAGACGAGAUCGUCAGUGUUCCGACGCCCGUCCGUGCCAUGGCUCCGGACCAACACGACGGGGCUAGAGUUGUCGCGAUCGAGGGCGGGGACUUCCACACCCUGUUCCUGCUCGACAACGGGCAAGUAUGGGCCGUUGGAAACUACGAGAAUAGCGAGAUCGGCAUCGCACACUCGGCGAAGGAGAUCGUGGCUGCUGAAGAGGAGCGCAAGGCGGGGACGGCUAAGAAGAAGACCUUUGUCGAAGAAGAGCUCAAGAAACGUAAAGUCAAGUUCGAGAGUAGCCUGGUCAAAUACAACGAACGUCUGGCGGCUCGAAAGCAAAAGAAACCGGAAGAGCAAGAUGAUGAGGAGGACGAUCCGGCGCCGCAGUGGGACGAGAUGGCUGAACGGCUGGAGGUCGAGCAAGAGGCGGCCAACCAAGGCUUCGUUCCUGGCCAAUGUCUCCGGACACCGGCCCGGGUAGAGUUUCCUCAUCCGGUCAUCGACAUUUCCUGCGGGACCCGCCACAACCUAGCCGUCGACAACCAAGGGAACGCAUACAGCUGGGGCCUCGGUCAGAGCAACGAGCUCGGCCAGGGCAAAGAUGAAGACGGCGAAGAAAUCGAGCUCGUCGAGACUCCCAAAAUUCUUACUAGCAAGGCUCUCAACAAGGGCGCUGACCGCGGAACACUGAAAGUCGUCAGAUGCGCCGCCGGCGGGACUCAUUCUUUGUUGAUUGCCGCAACCAUUCCAUCUACUGCUGAGACUAAUGGGACCUCCUAA
Puccinia triticina is the source of this 2106-nucleotide messenger RNA. RefSeq lists its product as uncharacterized. Gene Ontology annotation, molecular function: guanyl-nucleotide exchange factor activity. NCBI's taxonomy places the organism in Eukaryota, Fungi, Basidiomycota, Pucciniomycetes, Pucciniales, Pucciniaceae. The transcript is spliced from 3 exons. Bases 1 to 2106 code for a protein of 701 amino acids. The record is from RefSeq and is a predicted model, not a curated record. Gene Ontology annotation, cellular component: cytoplasm.